Molecule: messenger RNA, 938 nt
Organism: Paramecium tetraurelia
Lineage: Eukaryota; Ciliophora; Oligohymenophorea; Peniculida; Parameciidae
Exons: 4
Cellular component (GO): mitochondrion
Source: RefSeq, a predicted model, not a curated record
AUGUUUGGAGUGGAAUGCAUAUAUGAAAUAGUCAUUUAUUUAGCUUAAGAAUUUUAAGAUUAAGUAGAUCAAUCUUUUAGAUUAGACUGUAAAAGAGACAGCAAAAGGAUUGAAGUAAUAACAACGUUGCAAUAAAAGGAUAAACAUACCUUCUAAAAUUGCUUAACAAUUUUCUUAAAUAGAUACAUUAGUAUUGCCAUAAUGGUAAAUGAUUACAGCAUUGUAUCCAAGUCUCAUCGAUUUACCUAACGAGAUUAAGAGAAAUCUGGAGAUUUUGGAAGAAGAGAAAAAGAAGAUAAGCAAUUGAUUUUAGUGAUAUUAAUAAAUAUCCAAAAUAAUAUGAAGAAGGCAGUAAAGGAGGCUGAGAGAAUAUCCUCUAAAAUAUCAUCUCCCAUGAUCGUUGAUCUCUUUGAAUCUCAAGGAUCAGGUCUAAUGCCAUACUUAAAGAAUGCUGUGAAAACUAGAUUGGCAUUGAAUUAAGCAGAAUCUUGUUUCAUAGAUUUUAAAAGAAGUUAGUUUCCAUUGUUCGCGAAGGAUAGAUAUUUCGAAUUCUUAGAAGCCUAUAAUAGAAAGGACAAAGUAGAUUUAAUUAGAUUAUUGUCUGUUCCAUUAUAUGAUAUUGUCAAAGCAAGUCUAAAGGACAAUAAACCCUUGCCUUUUAAAUUAUAUAAAGAGAUGACUGAUGCUUAAUUGGUUUAGGCUAGAUUAUUUUCAUAAAAGAAGAUGGCAUUGCAAUCAUCAUAAACAUGGCAUCAAAUUACUGUUAAAUUUAAUUUUAUUGAUCCAGAAACUAAGAAGGAUGUUGUAAAAUACAAUGUUCUAGAAAGAAGAGAAUCAGAUAGUUCUGAGAAGGAUUGGCGUAUAUGUAAAUUAGAUUGAUUUAAAACCACACAUAUAUUUUUAUGCUAUUUGCAAAAUAAUAUUAUUUAUAUGCUAAA